Messenger RNA from Hirsutella rhossiliensis, 810 nucleotides. RefSeq names its product reverse transcriptase (RNA-dependent DNA polymerase) domain-containing protein. Bases 1 to 810 code for a protein of 269 amino acids. The transcript is spliced from 4 exons. Lineage: Eukaryota; Fungi; Ascomycota; Sordariomycetes; Hypocreales; Ophiocordycipitaceae. The record is from RefSeq and is a predicted model, not a curated record.
AUGGGCCCAGACUUCAAAGAGGCCAUAAGGAAGGAAUUGCACGAUCUCCUCCGACGUGGCACCUGGAGACUGGUCGAACGCAGCAAGGCACAGGGAUCGCCUCUUCCACUGAAGUGCAAAGCUCGGAUCUGCGUCCGUGGCGACCUGCAGGACGAGGACGACGGACGGGAGACAUAUGCAGCCACCCUUGCAGCAAAAACCUUCAGAAUCGUGAUGGCAAUCGCAGCCCGAUUCGGUCUUGACGUUAGACAAUUCGACGUUGGUAACGCCUUCCUGUACAGCGACCUAAAGAAGGACCAUCCCGUCUACGUCCGGCUCCCGCAAGGCUUUGCCUUGUAUGGUCUUCGAGAGUCUCCACUGCUCUGGUACAAUGAGAUCUCCCAGGCCCUCAAGGAGGCAGGGAUUGACCGUACGGAUGAAGAACCUUGUGUGUUUACCAACGGCAAAAUCCUGGCUCUUGUCUAUGUCGACGACAUCUUGAUUCUCAACCCACGGCAAGAGAAGAAGGCGGUAAACGACCUGGUCCAGCAUCUCCAAUCCAAAUACGAUCUGCGCGAAGAAGAAUUUAAGUGGUAUCUUGGCAUCAGAGUUGUAAGGGAUCGACCAAACAGGAAGAUCUACCUCUGCCAAGACGCGUACGUCGAGAAAAUUGCGCGAAAGUUCAAGCUCAGCGACUUGAAACUCCGAGUACCAUCAAUCCCCAUCGCGACGAUCCCGCUCGUCAAGUACAACGGGCAGGCUACCAAGGAAGAGAUAAAGGCCACGAGCAGCAGCCCAGCUCGCGAGGUUCCUGACAAACCCAUCGCCUGA